This is a messenger RNA of Moneuplotes crassus, 2091 nucleotides long. NCBI's taxonomy places the organism in Eukaryota, Ciliophora, Spirotrichea, Euplotida, Euplotidae. The record is from the annotation of a GenBank genome assembly.
CCACAUAUGGACUUUAUCGUUUCAUCUAUGGCUAAAAAGAAAGACGAAGCUACAGCUAGAUUUCAAAAUUUCAGAAAUCAUAAUCAAACUCUUGCUCCAAAGAACAAUAUUCACAAGAAUUCGGAAGAAGAUAUCUCUUUCACUUAUUCCAGCAAAGAAGAGACCCAAAUAACCUGAUUUCUAAACUCACGAAUACCUCUAAGUUAUCAAAAAGGACAGCUGCGAAAGAAAGAAGAUAUUGACAAACUGUCAUCCUUUAUUUUCACUCAGAAUCUGAAUGCAUCAGAUGAAGACUCAGUGAGUGACACUCAUACCUAUACUAACGGAGAGUUGUCAGAGUCUUUUAGUAUUGGAAUUAAGGAAUAUGCUAAUGAUAAAGCCAAACAGGCUAAAGCAAGUCAGUUUUUGAAGAACCAACCCCAUUAUGAUAGCGAUUAUUCUUAUGAUCCAUCCCAGGGGGGUCAAGAUGAGAUAAAGCUCCCUCCCAAACCUGAUGGAAAAUUUUUGAGAAGGACUUCCAAAAAUUAUGAAGUUAUUCAAAGGUUUGUUAAUAAACGAAAGAAGGGCCUCAAGAAGCAGAAGUCUGUUAGAAUCAAUAAUUUAGUUUCUGUGCAUAGUCCAAAUGAUGUUUUCCUAGCUAUUGAUCCUAAGGAGGAUGGUAUAAAAAGAAGUUCAACUAGAUUCAACAACACUAAUAUUGGCAUAAUUCAGAAUAAUUCCUUCUUUAAUAAUCACAAUAAAUCUGGGAUGAGUGGAUUGUCAAAACAGAAGUCUAUCUUGAAAUAAACCUUCAAAGUUUGUUUCUCCCAAAAAUUAUGACUCUUUCUUUCAGAUAGAGUCUGAUCGGGAACAAAAAUUAUCUCAAACUCCAGAUAUUGCUCUCAAUAGAGAUGUAGCUAAUAUUGAGGUAAAAGGAUUAGAGAGUUUUGUUAAAGAGAAAAUGCAUCUGAAACCUCAACCAGAGCAGAAUGAAACAGAUUCACUUCCUUCUUAUGUUUCUGAAACUGCUAUUAGGGAAGAUAUGGAUAUUUCAGACCCAACACAAUCACGCUUUAUGGAAAAUUCUAAAUUUGAGGAACAAAAUGUCAGUUUUUCAAAAAUCGAUUCCUUGAAUCAUGAAAUAACACAACAAACUCAAGGAAAUAGCCCCUUAGACUUUAGCAGUAUCCCAACUAAAAUAUCUGGUCUCCCAACUAAAUUAAACAAAAACAAAAGUGAGAAAAAGAAGACUCCUCUCAAAACUUUGGCUGUCAACAAAAGCCUGAACAAAAUGUUAUCUAAGACGAUGGUCAAGCAAGACUCUCUUAAAAGUAAGAAGUCUCAAGAGAGCAAGAAGGAACAGACUGCAGAAAGUAAUAAGUUAAAUCCUCAGCUUACUCAGAUGUCUUCUAUAAGAAGAGCUAAGAAAAAGCGGAGAGGAGCUUUCCGAGCUGUGGCUAUUUUAGCUAAAGGCAAGAAGGAUUUGUCUACCAUUGGCACUGCUCCUAGCAAAAAUAUUUUAGAUUCUGCACAGAAUAUUCGGCCGAGUUCGGAACUGGAGGAAACUAAGUGCCGUGAAGGCUUGGGUGCGAGGAAGAAGCUCGGUCCAGCUCCUAUUAUUGAUAUUGAUGAAGAGAUUUUUAGGGAUAAGGAAAGAAGAGCACAAGAUAGCAUGAAGAAGAUUAAAGUAUUGAGAAAUCGUGGAUUAGAUGAGUAUAAAUAGGGCAGCAAACCCACACCAGAAGGAAUUUAGAAAUGAAGUAGAUAUUUAUGAUUAUUCAAAACCUUUUGUGUCGCUGAACAACAAGAUCGCAAAAAUUAAUCUUAAUAGUUUUGAGUCCCGGAACUUCAGAAGUCAGUUCAAUCCUUUGAUAUUUGGAUCAGAAUUUUAUUUCACUGAAAAAAGCUUAAAAAUGCAUAAGCCUGCCCAAUAUCCAUUUUUAAAGUAUACAUUCGAUUCUAAUAACAGAAAUUCUUUGGCUAUAUCUAGACUCGGCUUGAGCCAACAAGACAUAGCAAACGUUCUUGCUCCGAUCGAAAAUUCAAAAAUCCACAAGAACUAUUUAUCAAACAUCCAAUAAUGCUCCAAAUUUACCUAAUAAAAUUGCAUCC